UUUAUCGAUCACGCACUCGGAAAUACGUGAGAAGCCGGAGGGUGAGUGAGACACCGAGGGAAAUAAACUCCAGAGAGUUGGGAGUUGUAGCCAUCGGUGCGGAAUAAACGGGGACCAAGGAGCCCAGCGCCGUUUAUUCAUUCAUUCAUUCAUUCAGCAGGCGCCUGUCCCGUCCCGGGCCGGUUCACCCCCCCUUCCCCAGAUCCGUGCCCGCUGCCGGGAAUGCCCUGAGCUGGACACCGGGAAGAGUGCAAGAUGCCAAACUGGGAAGUACCGGCGGAGGAGACCGGGAGCAGCCCCGGUGCUGAGGACACGGAGAAAGAAAACGAGCGGCUCGGCGGAGAGACGUCCAUCUCCCCGGUUUCAACCCUGAGCCAGAGGGAGUCCAAGCUGCAGAAGCUAAAACGGUCACUGUCAUUUAAAACAAAAGGUGUCCGCAGUAAAAGUGCAGAGAACUUCUUCCAAAGGACAGGCAGUGAAACAAAGCUGCAGGUAGAACUGCUGCCUGGAGUCAGUUCCAGCACUGGACAGCUCCCAGUUUCCGAAAGUCAAACAUGCACCCCAACGAAAACCCAGAGGCAGUCUGAGAACAGGACGCACUCUUUCCUCGAAUACAUUUUCAAGAAACCAACCUUUUGUGACACCUGCAACCACAUGAUCGUCGGCACCAAUGCCAAACUUGGGCUGCGCUGCAAGGCUUGUAAGAUGAGCAUCCAUCACAAAUGCAUUGAUGGUGUUGAACAGCAGCGAUGUAUGGGCAAGCUGCCAAAGGGGUUCCGUCGUUACUAUAGCUCUCCGUUAUUAAUCCAUGAACAAUAUGGGUGCAUCAAAGAGGUGAUGCCUAUCGCUUGUGGCAGUAAAAUAGACCCGGUAUAUGAAGCCCUUCGGUUUGGAACUUCCCUGGCUCAAAGAACCAAGAAGUCAGGGUCUGGCAGUGCAUCGGACUCCCCUCAGCGUAACUCUGCUUCAGACCUGGCUGAAGUCCCAGAGGAAGGUGCUGAUGCUUCACGUGGGCUAUCAAGAGAGUAUAGUGAUAGUGUCUUUGGCUCUCUAGAGAAUGGGCUUGAAAACAUCACAAGGGUAGAAAGGAAGCCUUCCAGUUCUCGGGCUUUCUAGAUGUUCUGUAGAUGUCCUGGACAAUAAAUAAAGAUCUGUGGAAGAAAACAGAGUCCUUUUGAAAUGUGGAUGCUAAGGCAUAUGCUUAAAGUGCCAUGUAUAGACCAUAAGUGAAGUGAAGAGGUGCUUGAAAUAUCAAGAGCAAAAGGAAUUCUGAAAGAGUGGCAUCCAGAAAAGAAGCUGUCAACAUUUCAGCCAUUUUGAUCAGAGCUGAAAAGCUACAGAGAUCUCUACUGGAGGAUAAAGUUGAGGGCAUCAGAAGAAGGAGUAGACCUAGAUGUAAUUGGAUGAUGGACUUCAGUGGUUGCAGGUGAACUACUGUAGAAAUGGGGGGAAUGAUGCACAACAGGAUAGCCUGUCAGCUCAAUGACACCAGAUCCUUUGGUAGGAGUAGUUAUAAGCAGCGGAGAAAAAAAUCUGAUAAUUUCAUAUUAAUUGUAUUUAAUUAUUUGUAAGCCAUGGACAGUGAAUGGGCAUUCACUCUCUAUAAGU
This is a messenger RNA of Rhincodon typus (whale shark), 1608 nucleotides long. Its product is annotated as SH3 and cysteine-rich domain-containing protein-like. The transcript has 8 exons. The coding region runs from base 256 to 1116 and encodes 286 amino acids. Gene Ontology annotation, biological process: positive regulation of protein localization to plasma membrane; skeletal muscle contraction; positive regulation of voltage-gated calcium channel activity. Lineage: Eukaryota; Metazoa; Chordata; Chondrichthyes; Orectolobiformes; Rhincodontidae. The record is from RefSeq and is a predicted model, not a curated record. Gene Ontology annotation, cellular component: extrinsic component of cytoplasmic side of plasma membrane. Gene Ontology annotation, molecular function: transmembrane transporter binding.